Molecule: messenger RNA, 1971 nt
Organism: Coccidioides posadasii C735 delta SOWgp
Lineage: Eukaryota; Fungi; Ascomycota; Eurotiomycetes; Onygenales; Onygenaceae
Biological process (GO): long-chain fatty acid import into cell; very long-chain fatty acid metabolic process
Cellular component (GO): peroxisome; cytoplasmic side of plasma membrane; lipid droplet
Molecular function (GO): very long-chain fatty acid-CoA ligase activity; long-chain fatty acid-CoA ligase activity; long-chain fatty acid transmembrane transporter activity
Source: RefSeq, a predicted model, not a curated record
AUGGAAGCACUCGCGACACUGCCACUGACCCUCUCGGUUCCGGCCGCGACUACAUUCCUCGCCUAUCUUAAUGCAAGAUGGUCACUCUUCUACGACGCAAAGUUGAUAAACUCCAUUGCCAGAGCCGUUUUCCGCCGCUUCUUCUGGGUCAAAAAUGGUCGUGGGAACCUCUUCUACAUACUUGAGCAGCAUGCAUUGAAUCCGAAACUGGCCCAGCAACCUUUCCUGGCUUACCACGGCAAGAUCUGGACUUUUCACGAAACAUAUCAGACAGUCUUGCGAUAUGGUACCUGGUUGAAGCAGGCCCAUCAAGUCAAACCUGGGGAUGUGGUCGCGAUGGAUUUCAUGAAUUCACCGACGUUUAUAUUCAUGUGGAUGGGUCUGUGGAGCAUUGGUGCUGUUCCUUCUAUGAUCAAUUAUAAUCUGACCAAAGCCCCGUUGGAACACUGUGUCCGGAUUUGCGAUGCCAAACUUCUCGUUGUUGAUGAAGAGCUGCGUCCUCUCUUUCCUCCGGAACAGUUGUCAGUCUUCAGUGCGCCUGAUUUCCGUAAAAAUGGUGGCCCUGUUGAAGUCGUAUUCCACGACAACACUCUGGAGUUUCAAAUUAUGGAGUUUGAGCCCAUUCGGGCACCUGACGUUGAUCGCGGUAAUCAAGAAGCCACUUCAACCUGCAUGUUUAUCUAUACCAGUGGCACGACUGGUCUUCCCAAAGCUGCCAUCAUCAAUUGGAGCAAAGCAAUAACUGCCGCGAGUUUUAUGCAUGUAGCACUUGGUCUGCGGCGGACAGACCGCGUCUACACCUGCAUGCCAUUGUAUCAUUCAACUGCCGGUCUUUUGGGCUACACCGCUUGCUUACUCAAUGCUAGUAGUCUAGCAAUUGGCCGUAAAUUCUCAGCAAGGAACUUCUGGAAUGAAGUAAGAGAGAACGACGCGACCGUGGUGCAGUACGUUGGAGAGACGCUCCGUUAUUUACUUGCCACUCCAACCCAAACCGAUCCGGCUACUGGAGAGAAUCUUGAUAAGAAGCACAAUGUUCGAAUGGCCUAUGGAAAUGGCCUUCGCCCAGACGUUUGGAAUCGGUUCAAAGAGAGGUUCGGAAUUGAUACGGUGGCAGAGCUAUACGGCGCCACAGAAGGAUUGUCAAUAACUUUGAACGUAUCGCGGAAUGACUACUCAACUGGCGCUAUUGGCCGCAAUGGUGCCCUCGGAAACCUCCUUUUAUCGAUCUCGUCAACUAUUAUUGAGCUGGAUCCCAUCACGGAGCUUCCUCGACGUGACCCAAAGACUGGCCUAUGCGUGCAAGCCGUGAAAGGCGAGCCCGGCGAAUUGUUAUUUGCGGUCGAUGCAGAAAAUAUUGCGGAGAAAUUUCCGGGAUACGUUAACAACCCGGAAGCUAACAAUAAAAAGAUCAUUCGCGACGUUCGUAAAAAAGGAGACGCAUGGUUUCGCACGGGAGAUAUGAUCCGGUGGUAUCCCAAUGGGUUGUGGUAUUUCUCCGAUAGGAUUGGAGACACUUUCCGUUGGCGCAGUGAAAAUGUGUCGACAAACGAGGUCAGCGAGAUCCUGGGCAAUUAUCCGGACGUCCAUGAGGCGAAUGUGUAUGGUGUCGAGGUCCCACAUCAUGAUGGCAGGGCAGGUUGUGCCGCAAUUAUAUUCAAAGAACAACUUCAGAAUCCAACUUCCAACGUUGUUAUUGAGCCGUCACAGAAAAUUCUUCAAUCUUUGGCUGCUCAUGCCUCUGCGCAUUUACCAAAGUACGCCGUUCCCCAGUUUCUUCGAGUCACCGCUUCGAUGCAGUCAACCGGCAACAACAAGCAGCAGAAGACCACUUUACGAGCUGAGGGCGUCAACCCAGAACUCCUAGAGAAUAAUAAGAUUACCGAUCGACUGUACUGGCUGAGCAAUGGCACAUACGUUCCCUUUGGGAAGAAAGAGUGGGAUCAACUGAACAGGGGCAAUGUUAGGCUGUGA